GCCAGCAUCGAUCGCGUGAAUCACCACCAGCGCGCGGAUCCGAGAGCCUUAUUCCUUUGAUAUUUAGACAAGACCGUUCCACUGCUGGCUUUACUUCCUGUGAAUCAUGACUUGAGCGAUUUCAGUGGGUCGAAGCCAGCCGAAGCACAUGUAGCAAUAUGCGCCGGGCGCGCGACCGCGUAAGUCGGCGUUACACACUUAACGCAAUUUCGACACUUAAAACUCGUAUGCGGCUUUAAUGCAAGUUUGUUUAUUUGAUUUAUGGAUUCUAAGAGCAUUUGAGUGGCGAACCGUGUUUUACUAUGGAGUUGCUCUUACGUUAUCUCGUGUUAACAUUGUUUUGGAAAAUGUCAUCAUCGAUUCGUUGCUACAUAUGUGUGCCCGAACAAACAUACGAAGGUAUACCAUUAUGUGAAACCUUCGACGGCAGUGACAGAUACCUGGGUGAUUGCGAACAUUCCACUAUGUGUUUUAAGAGAGAAACCUCAUUAGAUUUAGGAAAUGGAAAGUCGGUUGUGUCCAUAUCUCGAGGGUGUGCUGCGCAAACAAUGAGCGGUAAUCAAGAGAAAAUCAACGGCAAAUGGACACCAGUGGACACCAUUUACGAAGUCUACAAAGAUGGUUGCCAAGAAGUUCCUAACUUGUUAGACAGACCCACAAAGACUUUAAACUGUUACUGUCGUGGGGAUCUUUGUAAUAGCUCGUAUCAAAAUCAGUUAAGCUACUUCUCAAUGCUGUUAAUCCCGUUGAUAUAUUUGUUACGGUAGGCACGGGAUGGAAAAUUAUCUUUAGGACUGUUUAAAUUAUUGAUUCUUUAUGCCAUUGGGCAAAUAUGGCUCGCGUUGUCUCCUCAUUUCACAUUCUGUAUUUUCUUUUAAUUUAAGUAAACGCUUUAUUAUAUGUUAAAAGAUACGUAAGCCAUCGAAAGUUGAGGUUUUUUAUUAUCUAUGAACAAGUCACUUUGACGAAAUACUUUUCUAACGUAAAUAUAAGACAUAAGUGCUCUCAAAUACAAUUUUAAAGAGUAAUGAAUCCAAAGACAUGUGAAAAUGUUAAGCAUCACACGAGCUUUAUGAACAACUACCUAGUCAUAAUCACAAUUGAGUUAGGUUAUUAAUAAAAUUAUUGUUAUGUUAAAUGCUCUAUACUGCCAAGGAUAUAGUGUUUAUAAAACAUUAGCUGUAGCUUGUACGUUUAUACCUACAAAACUUUAUGUCGUAUGUUUUACUUCUAUGUGUAUGUAAAAAUUUUAAUAUUUAAUGAUGUUGUCAUUCCUCAAGUCUUUAGAUUUAAAUACAGGAUAACUUAUUUGAAAA
Molecule: messenger RNA, 1316 nt
Organism: Colias croceus (clouded yellow)
Lineage: Eukaryota; Metazoa; Arthropoda; Insecta; Lepidoptera; Pieridae
Exons: 3
Coding region: 303-767 (154 amino acids)
Biological process (GO): positive regulation of voltage-gated potassium channel activity; regulation of synaptic transmission, cholinergic; sleep
Source: RefSeq, a predicted model, not a curated record